Messenger RNA from Chlorella variabilis, 159 nucleotides. RefSeq lists its product as hypothetical. NCBI's taxonomy places the organism in Eukaryota, Viridiplantae, Chlorophyta, Trebouxiophyceae, Chlorellales, Chlorellaceae. The transcript has a single exon. The record is from RefSeq and is a predicted model, not a curated record. The annotation marks the transcript as partial.
CUGCGCCUGCUGGUGGACCACUCGGUGGUGGAGGCGUUUGGGCUGGGCGGGCGGAUGCGCGCCACGGCGAGAGUGUACCCUCUGGACCCGGCCGCCUCCUGGGGCGUGUCGCUGUUUGCGCGGCUUCCAGGCGGCGCGGCGGUGGCAGACACCAGCGUG